AUGUCAUCUUUUCAUGCUCCUCCUAUACUCAACAAGACUGCUUUUUCUAGGAUGCAAGAAAAUAACAACAACAACAGCGUGACGCGUCAAGCAUGUUCAGCAUGCAAACACCAAAGAAAAAAAUGCAGUGACGGCUGCAUAUUAGCACCCUAUUUUCCAUCAAACAAAAGCAAAGAAUUUCAAGCAGUUCACAAAGUUUUUGGAGUAAGCAACGUAACAAAAAUGGUAACGGGUUGUGAAGAAGCAGAUAGAAAAAAAGUUGUGGAAUCAUUGAUUUGGGAAGCAUUUUGUAGACAAAAAGAUCCUACAAAUGGUUCUCUUGGAGUAUAUAAAAGAGUUUACAACGAGUAUAGAAAAGUGUUUGAAGAACUUAGAAUGUUGAAAGAUCAAAAUCAAUUAUUGCAAAUGCAAAGUAAUCAAGGUUUAAUACCAACUAAACCAAUAAGUGAUUCUAAUGGAAUGGAUUUUCAUCCUCUUCUUCAUCAUCAGAAUAAUGGUGGUGGUAUUAUGGAUUAUAAUACUUUUUGUUCAAGUUAUUUACAAGAUUAUGAGGGUUUGAGGAGUGAAGUUCCUACUAUUCCAAUUCAGCAACACUCAUCACAGAAUUUGAGACAGGUGAUGAAUUCAAUCAGUGAACAAUGGCAGCAGGUGGGAGCAGGCACUAGGUCUGGCAAUCAUCAUUCACUGUGA
This is a messenger RNA of Vicia faba (fava bean), 690 nucleotides long. The record is from the annotation of a GenBank genome assembly. NCBI's taxonomy places the organism in Eukaryota, Viridiplantae, Streptophyta, Magnoliopsida, Fabales, Fabaceae.